UGCCGCAGCGGCGGCGUUCUUCCCUCUGGGCGUCACAGCGCCAGGCGGCGGCAGGGAGAUGCGGCUCCUGGCGCUGGCGUUGGCAGUGCUCCUGGCGCGGGCUCCGGCCCCGGAAGUCUGUGGGGCUCUCAAUGUCACUGUGUCCCCUGGGCCUGUGGUUGACUACCUGGAAGGAGAAAAUGCCACUCUGCUCUGCCAUGUCUCCCAGAAGAGGCGCAAGGACAGCUUGCUGGCUGUACGAUGGUUCUUUGCACAGUCUGACUCCCAAGAGACACUGAUGGUCAAGAUGACCAAGCUCCGGAUGGUGCAGUACUAUGGGAACUUUAGUCGCAGUGCCAACCGACAGAGGCUGCGUCUGCUGGAGGAGCGACGAGGGACACUCUACCGGCUGUCUGUCCUGAGCCUCAGGCCAUCGGAUCAAGGACAGUAUGUCUGCAAGGUGCAGGAAAUCAGCAAGUACAAGAACAAGUGGAAAGCCUGGUCUAAUGGAUCUUCAACAACAGAAAUGAGAGUGAUUUCCCUCAAAGCUUCGGAAGAUUCAUCCUUUGAGAAGAAGCAAAAGACCUGGGCAGUGUUCGAAGACCUCUACAUGUAUGCUGUCCUCGUGUGCUGUGUGGGCAUCCUCAGCGUUCUUCUCUUUACUCUGGUCAUCGUCUGCCAGUCUGUGUUUCACAAGAGGAAAUCCCGAGUGAGACAUUAUUUGGUGAAAUGCCCUCAGAACAGCUCUGGGGAGACUGUUACCAGUGUGACCAGCCUGGCCCCACUGCAUCCCAAGAAGGGCAAGAGACGGAAGGAGAAGGUGGAUGUUCCCCCUGCUGUCCCUGCCAAAGCUCCAAUAGUGGCCACAUUCCACAAACCAAAGCUGCUGAAGCCACAGAGGAGAGUCGCCCUGCCAAAGAUUGCUGAAGAAACCCUGACGUAUGCAGAGCUGGAGCUGGUAAAGCCACACCAGGCAGCUAAAGGCGUCGCCACCAGCACCGUGUAUGCGCAGAUUCUCUUCGAGGAGAACAAGCUAUAGCUCUGCCCCCAGUUAUUUAUGAAACCUCAGAAACAAAGCCCCUAUUUUUGUAUUCUCACUUGUGCCUUCUGUGCAGUGGGGAACCUCUCCCAGCUGCAUCCCAGUGCCUUCCAAGAGGUGCAUGGUAGCCUCCCCACAGAAGAGGGGGUCCCAGCCCCCAGAAAAGCCUCCUAGAACAUGCAGUCCCUAGCCUGACCCUGAGGUCUGAGGACUUUGCUCGAGAGCACCUGAGGAGUUCACUGAGCCAUCCUCACUCACCUUUCUGCUUCUUUCCCUGGGUUUCAAUGGGUUCAAACCUUUUUAGAACCUUCAUCGUCCACUCUUUCUGUACCUGUGAUACCCAGCCCCCAGAUUAUAGCUACAGGAAGUACCAUCCAAGGCAGAGGGUAAGAUAGCAUGCACAGGUUUCCAAGGUGCAGCUGACAGUGCCUGGACACACACAACAUAGGCAGAUGCACGUGACGACAUCCAUUGUUUUAAACAGAUGCGCUGAUCUUGGGAAUGUUAAGAGCUGGAGUGUGAAAGACAUGGGGUCUCUCCCCAGUAACCAUGUGCCUUUCUCCUCACUCAUCAUCCUCUGAAGCUCCAGAUUCAGAAGGCAUCAUCCCAAAGCACUGGCCUUGCAGCAGACCUGGGCCGACAGAGAAACAGACAUCUUGCCUUUUGCCAAAGAUGCAGGUUUGUGGCACACACCUGUAAUCCUAGCUAGGGGGCUGAGAACUGAGGAUCAUAGUUUGAAGCCAGCCCAGGCAGGAAAAUCUAUAGGACUCUUGUCUCCAGUUAACCACCAA
Messenger RNA from Perognathus longimembris pacificus (Pacific pocket mouse), 1809 nucleotides. RefSeq names its product V-set and transmembrane domain containing 4 (gene Vstm4). The record is from RefSeq and is a predicted model, not a curated record. The transcript has 8 exons. Lineage: Eukaryota; Metazoa; Chordata; Mammalia; Rodentia; Heteromyidae. Bases 59 to 1018 code for a protein of 319 amino acids.